AAUCCCAAGCGCAUGCGCAGUCGCAACUAUAUGGACGGCCGCCGCGUCGUUUCGUUUUCACAUUCACUCGGUUUAAGUAACACAUUACUUUGGGGUGUUUGGCAUUGUUUGUGAAUACUGAUAGAUGGCCGGGACCGUUGUUUUAGACUCGACUGAAAAACGAUUACAGCGAAAUUUAAAGCUUCUAAGCAAGGGUUUGACAUGGGAUUUGGUUGAGACUAUGUCCAGCUGCUUGUGUCAUUCACGCACAAUCACGGAGUAUGAAGCUCAGGUUGUCAGUUCUCAGGUCACAGACAUGCAAAAAGCCUCAAAGCUGAUGGAGAUCGUCAUUAAAAAAGGCCGCAGCGCGUGCAGCGCAUUCUUUGGAUGCCUUGGCAUCUGUCACCCAAAGUUGUACGAGAGUGUCACGGGAUCUCCAGCACCAUUAAGUCAUGAGGACCAUCAUCACUCAAAGGACAUCUCAUUCUCAGAAAAACAAGCCUCAAUUACAACCUGUAUUAUAAACAUACAUAACUCUUCUCUGCAACACUGUAUUAUUGGGAAUAACAAUCAUCAAUGCAUUACCUGUCACCAGGAACCUCUUCUCUCUCAGAAUGGUGCAAUAAAUGUAGAUGAAAUGGAGGACAAUCAGAGUCAUGACCAGCUAAUACCAGCACAGGACCCAGUAAGUGGCAGUGGCAUUCACAUGGAGAGCUCCCACAUAGAAUAUGUCAUUAUAGGAGACCAAAACAGCAUGACAGUCACGGAAACCUUGAACUCAGAUGUUGAGGAGAACACAGAAAUUGAUUCAGAUGUGAACGGUUAAAAGAUGUGAAAUGAGGGUAGGAGAGAAGAUUCACAUGUUUGGGAAGACACAGGUUGUAUCCUCUUCUCACUGGACUUGACCUGUGAUUCUUCAAUGGAUGAAUCAUUCAUGCUAUAAAAGGGUCAUAUUAUGCUUUUUCAUUUUUUUUCAACUUAGUGUGUAACAUUGAUGUUUGAAGUUUCAAAGCUAAUCUAUGUAACAAAUAUCACUUUUUAAGACCUACAACGAACGGCUGAUAAAGGACUAUAACAAACUACUUCCUGGGUUUGUGACAUCAUAAACCCUUGAAUUCAAACAAAUUCACAAAAAAGGGAGCAAGGCCUUGUUAGGCUGAUUUAGAAGAAGAUGACAAAGAACUGCAGUUGCUUUAUUGGUGUGUUGUCAUCAUGUCAAAGAGACGCUAUUUAUUUUACACGGAUUUUAAACCCACUUUGUCUUGCCUUCCUAAUACGGAUGAAUGUUGAUGUAGUAUUUAGCUGCGGUCUCAUUUAUUUCACUUUAAUAGGUUUCUGUUAACCCUUAUCGAUAAAAAUUCAGCUUCACCCGUUCUAUGUCAAGAUAACUAACAGUGCAUUUUAUUCUGUAGCAAUCACCACUAUGCCCUUAUAUUCCAUUUAAAGACAUUAUCAUUCAGUGUAAAUGCUAUCGUGUGUAAUACACAGAUGUUGUGUGCAUGUAUUUAAUUUUAAAUGGUUGCAUCUCAUAUGUAUAAGACAAUUACAGAAUGAAAAUACUUGUGAAACAUAGAGUCGUGCUUAUGUUACCCAAUAUCCCGAAGUGGCGUCGAGCAGCGCCAGUAAAUGCUCCUUGAGAGUCAAAUGCUCUAACAUGACUGAAAUCUACACAAAUUGUACAGCUUUCACACACUUAAUUUCCUUGCAUAUCACGACCUGUGUAUUUUUCAACACAUGCUCUUAGCAAAAGACCAAUCACAACAGACUGGGCCUACUUGACCAAUCAGAGUGUUUGGGACAGACUGGUAAUAAAGACGUAACAAAUAUGUAUAAUAUAUGAAAAAUAAUGUGUUUUUUGAACAAUCAACCAUGAAAGUAUUCAAGUACACCCCAGAAACAGAAUCAGAUUUCAGAAAAAGACAUAAUAUGACCCUUUUCAAUUAAGCCAUGCUCAGGUUCUUGGAAGGUGCUGCCAAACAUGGUCACAUUGAAACAUUAUUUAGCAUCUCAGAUCUUUCUAAACUUGUGCCAUGAUAGCGUCAAAAUGGCAUCUUUGUGUUUGAAUUUUAUUUGGGUUCAACAGAAGUGUUUGAACCAUUACACAACUGACAUUGCAACUAUUUGCAAUUUCUCAAUAAGCGGUUUUUUAUAGUAUAUAGAUAUUUCCUGUUUUUCGUAAUCACUUCAAAGCAUUUGUAAUCCUAAUAUCUGGUGAUUUUGAAUUAGAUUUUUUUUCUGUUCAGACAUCUCAUUCCAAAUCUUUGCUGUAGGACGUUUUUAAUGUGUAAAUCUGUGAUAUGAUUGUAUAUGUCUGUGAAUUGGGUCUCUAGAGAGAAAAUUAAUACUUUUCUCUUGUGAAUGCUGGGGUAAUCUUAAACUAUGCCUCAGGCCAAAUGUUUAUAGGCUACUUUAUCACUUGAUUGUUUACUUUUUUAUUUAUCUUGUCACUUUGUAAAUAUUUUUUUGUAACACUUUAUUU
This is a messenger RNA of Misgurnus anguillicaudatus (oriental weatherfish), 2458 nucleotides long. RefSeq lists its product as uncharacterized. NCBI's taxonomy places the organism in Eukaryota, Metazoa, Chordata, Actinopteri, Cypriniformes, Cobitidae. The record is from RefSeq and is a predicted model, not a curated record. Gene Ontology annotation, biological process: regulation of apoptotic process.